This is a messenger RNA of Peromyscus californicus insignis, 1305 nucleotides long. RefSeq names its product maelstrom spermatogenic transposon silencer (gene Mael). Gene Ontology annotation, cellular component: nucleus; P granule. The record is from RefSeq and is a predicted model, not a curated record. The transcript has 12 exons. Gene Ontology annotation, molecular function: sequence-specific DNA binding. The coding region runs from base 1 to 1305 and encodes 434 amino acids. NCBI's taxonomy places the organism in Eukaryota, Metazoa, Chordata, Mammalia, Rodentia, Cricetidae. Gene Ontology annotation, biological process: negative regulation of DNA-templated transcription; male meiotic nuclear division; spermatogenesis.
AUGCCCAACCGCAGGGCCAGCCGCAAUGCCUACUAUUUCUUCGUGCAGGAGAAGAUUCCCGAACUGCGCCGGCGAGGCCUGCCGGUGGCCCGAGUGGCGGACGCCAUCCCCUACUGCUCGGCCGACUGGGCGCUCCUCAGGGAGGAUGAGAAGGAGAAGUACUCAGAAAUGGCUCGAGAAUGGAGAGCAGCCCAGGGAAAGGAUUCGGGGCCUUCAGAGAAGCAGAAAUUCGUAUCCACGCCACUGAGGAGACCAGGCAUGCUUGUACCAAAACCAAGUGUUUCUCCUCCUGAUAUGUCAAAUUUGUCUAUAAAAAGUGAUCAAGCUCUCCUUGGAGGCAUUUUUUAUUUUCUGAACAUUUUUAGCCAUGGUGAGCUACCUCCUCAUUGUGAACAGCGCUUCCUCCCUUGUGAAAUUGGCUGUGUUAAAUACUCCCUCCAGGAAGGUAUUAUAGCAGAUUUCCACAGCUUUAUCCAUCCAGGUGAAAUUCCACGAGGAUUUCGAUUCCAUUGCCAGGCUGCAAGUGAUUCUAGUCACAAGAUUCCUAUUUCAAACUUUGAAUUCGGGCAUGACCAAGCAACUGUGUUAAAAAACCUUUAUAAAUUUAUCCAUCCAAACCCAGGGAACUGGCCACCUAUUUACUGCAAGUCUGAUGAUAGAGCCAGAGUCAACUGGUGUUUGAAGCGUAUGGAGCGGGCAUCAGAAAUCAGGCAAGAUCUAGAACUUCUUACUGUAGAGGACCUUGUAGUAGGAAUCUACCAGCAAAAAUUCCUCAAGGAGCCCUCUAAGACCUGGGUUAGAAGUCUCCUAGAUGUGGCCAUGUGGGACUAUUCUAGCAACACAAGGUGCAAGUGGCAUGAAGAAAAUGAUAUUCUCUUCUGUGCAUUAGCUGUUUGCAAGAAAAUCGCGUACUGCAUCAGUAAUUCUCUAGCCACUCUCUUUGGAAUCCAGCUCACUGGAGCUCAUGUACCACUACAAGACUAUGAGGCCAGCAAUAGUGUGACACCCAAAAUGGUUGUAUUGGAUGCAGGACGUUACCAGAAGCUAAGAGUUGAGAGUCCAGGAUUCUGUCAUUUCAACUCUUACAAUCAGGAACAAAGAUCAAACACAUCCACUGGUUAUUACCCAUCUGGGGUGAAAAUUUCUGGCCCUAACAGCAGUGUUCGAGGAAGAGGGAUUACCCGCUUACUAGAGAGCAUCUCCAGCUCCUCCAACAACAUCCAUAGAUACUCCAACUGUGAGACCUCACUCUCACCUUACAUGCCCCAAAAAGAUGGGUACAAAUCUUUCUCUUCCUUUUCUUAA